ACUCUCAAGGCACGCAACGCUCUCGACACAGCAACCAACCACAUCUACGAAGAAUCUACAGAAUGGCCAAUUGUGAGCAAGAGAAGCUGAGGAUUGUCCUCAUUGAAAAGACUGAAACCGCCCUUUCGAAAAAGAUUAAAGGCAUCCUGGAAAAAUCCUUCAAUUUGGUGAUGGCUCUGACCAGAGAUAAUGGCUGUGUAAUCGUCAAGGAAGAAGAACUCAAAGAUUUUGAAUCAUCCAUCUUUUCUCCUGGUCCCCAUGUGUUUUUGCUCAUAUACAUGGGGCAUUUAUCUCCUUCAUCGGGUGAUGCGGAAAGAAUCCAACACAUUAAAGAGUUCUUUGGUGAAGCAUCAACGCCUUACUUUUUACCUUUGAUCAUCCACAAAAAUGCAACAUUAGACACGAAGAAAAAAGAAGACAUAUUGUUUUCUAUUGAGAAAGAUUUAAAACUUAGCAGGGAGACAUACUGUGCAUUUUGCUGCAAAGGUGGGAAGGUCAAUGAAAACGAAAUAAACAACCUAGUUGUCAAGAUCAAGGAGGUGGUCAACAAGAACAAGAACAAAGAAAUAUACACAAAGGAAAUGUUUGAUGAGGCACAAAAAUCAAACAGCAAGGGAAAGACAGGUGAUGGAGACCAAGGUCAUAGCAAGAAUGCAACAGACACAGCUGCUAAAAUUAGAGAGUUCUUUUCAUUUAAAGACUUACCAGAUUUUUGUGCCAAAAUGACGAUUAGAGCACAGAAAGAAUGAAAGUUCAUGUUAACAUGACUGAUUUACUCAAAUGAAAUAAGUCAGACAGACAACGAAGAGAGAAAUAUUUGAUGGCUUUAAUCCGAGUUAUUAAUCUGACAGACUUGGUUCCUCUGCAGACUGAGAUCAGAACAACACAUUAUAAACAAAGUACUUUAUAAUUAACAUAACCUGCAUUAAAGGAGAAGAGACAUUUACAUUAAAUUUAAUGAACUCCAAUUUUUCCAGCUGCAAUAUUAUAUUCUGAAUGAUUUUAAUGCAAAUACUUCUAUGGUGUUUUUUUCUUUGCUUUUUUUUUCUUUAUUGAUAACAAGGAUGCAUGAGACAGGUGUGACCUUUGUUGUGCGUUCACUGUAAAUGCAGCGCUGUGAUACCACCUCAGCUCAGCUGCUGCAGUUAGAGGGAAACCUGACAGCUGAUGUUUUCUGGAGAAUCUGCAGCACAGUCUGUAGUUUCCUAUCAAAGCUGCUAAAAGUUCUUUUCAUUUGUU
Molecule: messenger RNA, 1239 nt
Organism: Pundamilia nyererei
Lineage: Eukaryota; Metazoa; Chordata; Actinopteri; Cichliformes; Cichlidae
Exons: 2
Coding region: 63-749 (228 amino acids)
Source: RefSeq, a predicted model, not a curated record